Amphibalanus amphitrite is the source of this 647-nucleotide messenger RNA. Its product is annotated as adhesive plaque matrix protein-like. The transcript is spliced from 3 exons. Lineage: Eukaryota; Metazoa; Arthropoda; Thecostraca; Balanomorpha; Balanidae. Gene Ontology annotation, molecular function: structural constituent of chitin-based larval cuticle. The record is from RefSeq and is a predicted model, not a curated record. Bases 60 to 635 code for a protein of 191 amino acids. Gene Ontology annotation, cellular component: chitin-based extracellular matrix.
UAAAGACACCACAGACGAAAUCAGGGUAUCAUUUGGCUCACAGACCAAGUCUCUUCAACAUGAAAAUCUUCAUCGUCGCUGCUCUGGCCCUGGUGGCUGCUGCCGACCGGCCCCAGUCUUCCUACAGGCCCCGACCUGCCUAUUCUGCCCCGACCUACUCUGCCCCGAACUACGCUGCCCCCACAUAUGCCGCUCCCAGCUACCAGGUCCAGUCUACCUACAAGCCGAUCGCUAUCCUUGAGCAGGAGGACGUCCACCCCGGAGACGGCACCUACAACUCCAAGUUCUCCACCGAGAACGGCAUCUAUAGGUCUGAGAGCGGUGUUCCUCUGCCCGGCUACGGCAAGAACGCCUACGGACAGCCGGAGGGCAGCUACCGCCAGGAGGGCUCCUGGAGCUACUCCGACGGAUACGGCAACCCCGUCAAGGUGACCUUUGUCGCCGACAAGAACGGCUACCAGCCGUCCAGCGACAUCCUACCGACGCCGGUGCCCACCCAGUACCCGACCCCUGCUGUUGACUCCGCCUACGUCGAGCCCCAGUCGGCCUACGUCGAGCCCCAGCCCACCUACGGCAAGCCCCAACCCGCCUACCAGCCCGCCUAUCAGCCGGCCUACAGGCCUUCCUACAAUUAAGUAAAUGCAAUA